This is a messenger RNA of Betta splendens (Siamese fighting fish), 2501 nucleotides long. Its product is annotated as RNA binding protein fox-1 homolog 3. Gene Ontology annotation, molecular function: mRNA binding. Gene Ontology annotation, biological process: regulation of alternative mRNA splicing, via spliceosome; nervous system development. Gene Ontology annotation, cellular component: nucleus; cytoplasm. Bases 356 to 946 code for a protein of 196 amino acids. The record is from RefSeq and is a predicted model, not a curated record. The transcript has 10 exons. Lineage: Eukaryota; Metazoa; Chordata; Actinopteri; Anabantiformes; Osphronemidae.
CUGCUCCUUCCCACUCGUCGCUCUGACAAGAGGGCCUGGCGAUAGACUUUGCACAACUUCGUGCUGAAGUUUGCCUCCUUUACCGCUCAGUUCUUUGCACCUUCAGACUCUCUUACCGACAAAAAACUGAACUGGUUUGAGCUUCCACCCUCAGUUCCUUCAGCUUGCUGAGGACUGUGGGCAUUGUUGACGCCGCCUUCCUCUUGUUUCCCUGCAGCAAGCGGAGGAGGUUGUGCAGACAGAGAGCUCCCAGCAGCACCUCCUGCAGCCCAGCGAUUCAUCUGAGAAGCAGCAGCCCAAGAGAUUACAUGUGUCCAACAUACCUUUCCGCUUCCGAGACCCUGACCUUCGUCAAAUGUUUGGGCAAUUUGGCAAGAUUUUAGACGUGGAGAUUAUUUUUAACGAGCGAGGCUCCAAGGGCUUUGGGUUUGUAACAUUUGAAACGAGCGCAGACGCUGACCGUGCGCGGGAGAAACUAAAUGGUACAAUCGUAGAGGGACGCAAAAUAGAGGUCAACAAUGCCACAGCGAGAGUGAUGACCAACAAGAAAGUAGCAAACCCUUACACAAACGGCUGGAAGCUCAAUCCAGUGGUUGGAGCUGUGUACAGUCCAGAAUUUUAUGCAGUGACAGGUUUUCCGUACCCCAGUGCAGGCGCAGCCGUGACCUACAGAGGGGCCCAGUUGAGAGGGAGGGGUCGGACGGUCUACAACACGUUCCGCGCCGCGCCUCCUCCGCCACCGCUCCCUGCGUAUGGAGCUGUGGUUUACCAAGAUGGCUUCUAUGGAACAGAAAUAUAUGGAGGAUAUGCAGCUUACAGAUAUGGCCAGCCAGCUAGUACUGCAGCAGCUGCCUACAGCGAUAGUUAUGGCAGAGUCUAUGCAACAGCGGAUCCAUAUCAUCACACGAUCGGUCCUACAGCCACAUACAGCGUGGGCACUAUGUAAAUAAACGAAUCACUAGUGGGACAUCAGCUAAAAAAAGAGAGCAUGGACACAGAAGGACAGAAAAAAGAGCAACUGACACAAAAAGAGCAGAUUUGCAAAAGGAGCCUUUCGCGGUGUGACAGGAGGCGAGGAGGACACUUACUGUAUGGAGCUCCGAGGCCGGAGCUUCUAGUCCACGGGGACAAGUCCCUUCUGGCUCUAACCCCUAAAAACCAGGCCUUGCUGACUGAAGGAGAACAAUUAGACAGAUUAUCAUAAAAACAUUUUAUUUUUGUAUACUUUUUUAAGUUUAUGAUAUCCAAAAAAAGCUAACUAAUGUAUGUAUAUACAUAUUAUAUGUGUGUAAUAUAGUAUGUAUGUUUAACAAAAAAGGAAAAUUGUUAUUGCAAUGUAGAAGAAGGAGGUAAAUGAUGCCUUCUUCUGCUUCGUCCUUUGAUUGUCCACCUCCCUCCCCCAUCGCCCCCUGCUGGAUGGGGCAGGAGCCAUGGGGAGUGGGCAGACCAGGGGGAACAGGUCCAACAGACAUGUCACUAUGUGAUUGUUAUGGGAAAACGGAGCAGUCUUUAUUCGAAGCGUUUCCAGCCUGUCUUCCACUAACUGACUGCGGUAGUGUAGUUUCUACUUUUCUGGUUAGUUUUGUCAAGUAGUCAGCAUUUUGUGGAUUCCAGAAAAAAAGAAGCAUAUGAAUAAAAUACAUAUUCUUACAUUUGUCUGUGCAAAUAGAACUAAGAGGGAUGGAAUUAAACCUUUCUAUUCGUAUGGAUCUCUACUUUAGUGGCAUCCUUCUGUAUUCAAACAUUGUACUAAUAACAUGCUGUCAGGUAUGGAUGGAGAGUCAGUUGUAGCCAUUUACUAAUGUUGUAUUUAUUGUAUUACCAGUAAAAAACAUUUAUAUAUAAAUAUAGAUAUAUCUAUUUGUGGUCUGCAAUUCUUGCCCUUAGUUUUUAAUUGUCAUGCAGGAUCCAAUGCACUGUCAAUGUUUGUUCAGUUUUCUACUUGUGUGAAGUUCUGUUGACAUUUCUAUGGUUUUGUUUUUCUUUAGUUCAGCUACUGAAUGUAACUUCGAAAACUCUUAAACUUUUUAGGUAGAUGUUUUUAUAUACAUACAGUAAUCUGUAAAUUAUAAACAUGUAGAUGAUAUAGCAAAAUGUUUCUGACAAUAUGCUGGACUUCUUCUUCUUCUGAUGACCCAAACAGACUGUAAUGCCUUGGCCAGACGAGAAGAAAAGAGAGGAAGGAAAUGAGAAAAAAAAUGGAGGCGGACGAGGGAAGCAUUUAAAAAUAACACCAGUUCUCUGCAGCCUUAGGGAUCUGGAGGGAGAGACUUCAAUGUAAAUGCUACGGGAUCAGUCCCAAUCUUUGUCAGCCAGGGGUUUGAAAAAUGUAUAAACGCAAGGAGACGUGGCGCAGAAAAAGACGGGGAAAGUAAAUAUAUUUCAAAUGGCGGAAAUAACAGACACUUCCAUUUGUCUCUGAGAACAGACGCUGGGUCUCCACUGUAGAGCUUCCUACUGCAGGUCAAAACCACGGAGAGUCUGAUCUACCUUCUUUACCU